CCGUUCUCCUCAAGUUCGCGCACUGCAGCAUUCAUGGAUACAUGAAUAGAGCCGUCACAGUGAUUUCACUGCUCUUGAUCUUUGCCGAGCUUGUCUUGCAGGUUGCGUCAGACAUUUGGAAAGGAGAACACCUCCAGAACAGUUUUGAAAGAGCCCCUCUCUAUGCAUUCAUCGUUCUGGGGACUAUGUAUUCGGUUGCUGCAUUGACUGUCUCUGCAAAGGAGAAGAAUGUCUUUCUGUUCCUCUCGUCGCUAGCUACGUUGGUAGUGGUGAUCUUCAACCUCCUUGAGGAAGCCAAGGUGUACCACCUCCUGGACGAACUUUCUCUCUUCGUGAUCUACUGCCUGCUCGAGCUUCUUGUUGUCUUCUUUGACGGCCUUGCCUUGAGACAAUGGUUGAACUCGCGGAACUCAUUUCCAGUCGGUGUGGUUGAGGGCUCCGUUGAUGGCACGGUCAAGAAGCAGGACAUGGCAAACUUUGUUUAUCCGUCUGCGCCUGAGAUUAGAAUCGUGAAGCACGACGUGGCUCCAUUUGCCGCGAAGCCAGUCAAGGGCAUCUGCGAAAGUUCAUGGGAGCCUUUCAGCAACGAGAUGCCUGACGAGUUCAAGAACAAGCUUCAGGUGGUGGUUGAAACAGCUUCAGUGUCCUCAGGUGGAACUUCAAGACCAUCCACAGCGUUCCAAGGAUAUCCCCGGAGUCCCGUUGUUUCGGAUCGUAACUGAGACAACUUCCGAUUUCAAGGCUCAAAGAGUCGCACCCCUCUUCUGCUUCUUGCGGCUGCUCUCAGUGUUGACUACAUAAAGGUCUGUCAGAGGCUCAGGGAGCUGAAUGGUGUACCAUACUUAGAGCCCGGUACAC
Messenger RNA from Guillardia theta CCMP2712, 858 nucleotides. RefSeq lists its product as hypothetical. The annotation marks the transcript as partial. NCBI's taxonomy places the organism in Eukaryota, Cryptophyceae, Pyrenomonadales, Geminigeraceae. The transcript has 9 exons. The record is from RefSeq and is a predicted model, not a curated record.